Messenger RNA from Diorhabda carinulata, 2796 nucleotides. It is a transcript of the gene l(2)37Cb, whose product is annotated as pre-mRNA-splicing factor ATP-dependent RNA helicase DHX16. Gene Ontology annotation, molecular function: ATP binding; RNA binding. Bases 69 to 2741 code for a protein of 890 amino acids. The record is from RefSeq and is a predicted model, not a curated record. The transcript is spliced from 6 exons. Gene Ontology annotation, cellular component: catalytic step 2 spliceosome; intracellular anatomical structure. Lineage: Eukaryota; Metazoa; Arthropoda; Insecta; Coleoptera; Chrysomelidae.
GAUAUGUUCUAUGGGUUGAGUAUAACCUGGAACGUAUGUGUAUAUCAACAAAGCUUUGAAAUUUGAAAAUGAGCCGACAAGGUACAAGUAGACGAUAUAACUCGGAUUCUGACUCUGAUAGUGUCGAUAGCGCUGAGGAAGCCAGAAGAAAAGAUUUGAAAGAAAGAGAUGAGUUUGCAACUCGACUUAAAAAACGAGAUGAAGAACGAACAAGGAACAUUGUUCACAAUUCAGAUAAACGAGCAUACGAAGAAGCAGCUAAAAGACUUAAGUUGGACAAUGCAGAAAGAGAAAAACUUAUUCCUAUGCUUAGAGUUGCUUCAAGGCGAAAGUAUUUGGAGAAAAGGAAAGAUGAUAAGUUGCAAGAAUUGGAAGCUGAUAUAGCAGAUGAUGAAUACCUAUUUGAAGAAGAAAUUUUAACAGAAAGGGAAAAGAAGGAACGUCAACACAAAAAAGAACUGUUGAGACUUGCUCAAGAACAUGAAAAAGCUAGAGAACUCGAACGGGUCCAGAGGUAUCAUAUGCCCAGAGAUUUGGGAAAAGAUUCCACUGCUGAUUACAUUGAAGUGGAUGAAUUGGAGAAAGUACCACAGUCAGAACAAAAAAAAUGGGAGAAAGAUCAAAUGGCAUCUGCUGUAUUCAAAUUCGGAGCCAAAGAUGCUAUUAAAAAAGAGGAAUAUGAACUGUUAUUGGAAGAUCAAAUUACUUUCAUUCAAGCAUUGCAAAUGCCAGGUCUAACCGAAAAAAAAGAACCCGAACUAACUGAAUCAGAAAAGAAGAAAUUAACAAUAGAAGAAACGAAGAAAAGUCUCCCAAUAUAUCCAUUUAAAGAUGAUUUAAUUCAAGCUAUUAGGGAACACCAGAUUCUAAUCAUUGAAGGUGAAACAGGUUCUGGUAAAACUACACAGAUACCACAGUAUUUGUAUGAAGCUGGAUUUACAGAAGAUGGUAAAAUGAUUGGUUGCACCCAACCAAGAAGAGUAGCAGCCAUGUCAGUAGCAGCGAGAGUAGCAGAAGAAAUGGGUGUAAAACUUGGCAAUGAGGUAGGUUACGCUAUUAGAUUUGAGGACUGCACUUCGGAGAGAACCGUUAUUAAAUAUAUGACUGAUGGUACUCUACACAGAGAAUUUCUAUCUGAACCAGACUUAGCUUCAUAUAGCGUCAUGAUUAUCGACGAAGCACAUGAAAGGACAUUGCACACAGACAUACUAUUUGGUUUGGUUAAAGAUAUAGCAAGAUUUAGACCAGAGUUAAAAUUAUUAAUAUCCAGUGCAACUCUCGAUGUUACCAAGUUUUCAGAAUUUUUCGAUGAUGCUCCAGUAUAUCAAAUUCCGGGUAGAAGAUUCCCUGUUGAUAUUUAUUACACGAAAGCUCCUGAAGCAGAUUAUGUUGAUGCAUGUGUUGUAUCUGUCUUACAAAUCCACGUAACUCAACCUUUGGGAGAUAUAUUAGUGUUUCUAACUGGUCAAGAUGAAAUAGAAACUUGUCAUGAACUUUUGCAAGAUAGAGUGCGCAGAUUAGGUUCCAAAGUAAAGGAAUUGAUAAUAUUACCUCUUUACGCUAACUUGCCCAGUGACAUGCAAACAAAAAUAUUCGAGCCGACUCCUCGCGGUGCAAGAAAAGUCGUACUAGCUACUAAUAUAGCUGAAACAUCGCUAACAAUAGAUAACAUUAUUUAUGUAAUAGAUCCAGGGUUUGCUAAACAAAACCAUUUUAAUUCAAGGACUGGCAUGGAGAGUUUGAUGGUUGUGCCUAUUUCAAAAGCAUCUGCAAAUCAAAGAGCAGGUCGAGCUGGAAGAGUAGCAGCAGGAAAGUGUUUUAGGUUAUACACCGCUUGGUCGUACAAACACGAAUUAGAAGAUAAUACAGUUCCGGAAAUUCAAAGGAUUAAUUUGGGGAAUGCAGUUUUGAUGUUAAAGGCAUUGGGAAUAAACGAUUUGGUGCAUUUUGACUUUUUAGAUCCUCCACCUCAUGAAACCUUAGUCUUAGCUUUAGAACAAUUAUACGCCCUAGGGGCAUUAAACCAUCAUGGAGAGUUGACAAAAUUAGGAAGAAGAAUGGCUGAAUUGCCAGUAGAUCCUAUGAUGGCCAAGAUGAUUUUAGCUUCUGAAAAAUACCAAUGCGCCGAAGAGAUAGUAUCGAUAGCUGCAAUGUUAUCAGUAAAUGGAGCCAUAUUUUAUAGGCCAAAAGACAAAAUUAUCCAUGCAGAUACUGCAAGAAAAAAUUUCAAUCAUAUGGGAGGAGACCAUUUAAGUCUUUUAAACGUUUACAACCAAUGGAGGGACUCUGAUUACUCUGUACAAUGGUGUUAUGAAAACUUUAUACAAUACAGGUCUAUGAAGAGAGCGCGAGAUGUUAGGGAACAACUAGUAAAUUUGAUGACGAGGGUUGAAAUUGAGAUGGUGUCCAAUGUAUCAGAAACUGCCAAUAUCCGCAAAGCUAUUACUUCUGGUUAUUUUUAUCACAUAGCAAGAUUUUCAAAAGGUGGAAGUUAUAAGACGGUUAAACAUAAUCAGAGCGUCACCAUUCACCCCAAUAGCGCCCUAUUCGAUUCUUUACCUAGAUGGGUGCUUUACCAUGAACUUGUUUUUACCACAAAAGAAUUUAUGAGACAAGUUAUAGAGAUUGAAAGUAAAUGGUUAUUGGAGGUGGCGCCACAUUAUUAUAAACAAAAGGAACUGGAAGAUUCUACUAAUAAGAAAAUGCCAAAGACAGUAGGUCGAAGCACUAGGACUGAUUAGAAUGUGAUAUAAAUAGGAAAAUAUUUUUUUUUGUAUAUAUAAAAAUUUAACCAAA